Struthio camelus australis is the source of this 4117-nucleotide messenger RNA. It is a transcript of the gene NRG3, whose product is annotated as neuregulin 3. Gene Ontology annotation, molecular function: chemorepellent activity. The record is from RefSeq and is a predicted model, not a curated record. Gene Ontology annotation, biological process: nervous system development; intracellular signal transduction; animal organ development. NCBI's taxonomy places the organism in Eukaryota, Metazoa, Chordata, Aves, Struthioniformes, Struthionidae.
GCCUACAAGAUCUACGUCCACGACUCCGCUCCGUCCUGGACGCUGUCUCCCUUCCAGGAGUCCACCACCGCCACGCCCGAGGCUAGCACUACCCCCAAAAUCCAUACUACAACAUAUUCCACUGAGCGAUCUGAGCACUUUAAGCCAUGCAAAGACAAGGAUCUUGCAUAUUGUCUCAAUGAAGGGGAAUGCUUUGUGAUUGAAACCUUAACAGGAUCACAUAAACACUGCCGGUGCAAAGAGGGCUACCAAGGAGUUCGCUGUGACCAAUUUUUGCCGAAAACCGACUCAAUCUUGUCAGAUCCAACAGACCAUUUAGGAAUUGAAUUCAUGGAGAGUGAAGAAGUGUACCAGCGCCAGGUGCUGUCUAUUUCCUGUAUCGUCUUUGGCAUAGUCGUAGUGGGCAUGCUUUGUGCAGCGUUCUACUUCAAAACAAAGAAAGAAACAAAGCAAAUUCAUGAACAGCUGAAAGAAACACAGAAUAGAAAAACCUACAGCCUAAAUGCUUCCAGCAUGAUGGCAAAGUCAGAGUGUAUGGCACAAAGCCGAGUCCAGCUGCAACAUUAUUCAAAAGCAGAUAGGCAUCCUGGGCUGGACAAAGUUAUGGAGUCUAGUUUUUCAGGCCCUCCGUCUUUCCCUGAGGCCUUGUCUCCUGACAGAGGAACCCAACCCAUCAAGCAACACAGAAGUCUGUCUUCAUGCUGCAGCCCAGGACAAAAAGGUGGGAUGCUACAUAGAAAUGCCUUUCGGAGGACUCCUCCUUUACCACGCGGUAGGUUCAAUGGAAUUACAGGACCAGCUUAUCAACAGCUAGAAGAGUCAAGGAUCACAGACCAGGACACAGUACCUUGUCAACGGUAUUCAUCCAGUGGUUUGAAAACUCCUCAGAAUACUUCAAUAAAUAUGCAACUGCCUUCAAGAGAGACAACCCCUUAUUUUAAUAACGUGGAUCAGAAGGACUUGGUUGGAUAUUCAUCUUCAAGGGCCAGCUCAGUUCCUAUCAUCCCGUCUGUGGGCUUGGAUGAAGCCUGCAUGCAAAUGCAAAAUGUUCCUGAAGUAACAGGCAUCAAAUGGUGCAAAAACUCCUAUUCAGCUGAACUUGUCAAUGUGAGUUCCCCAGUCAGUAAUUGUGUUAUAGCAGAACAACAUGAAGUGAAAAUAUUGCUAGAAACUGUCCAGGAGCAGAUUCGAAUUCUGACUGAUGCAAGGAGGUCGGAGGACUACGAACUGGCAAGCCUAGAACCAGAGAACAGUGCAAGUGAAAACACAGCAUUUCUGCCCAUGAGCCCCGUGGCCAAAUCGGAACGAGAGGCACAAUUUGUCUUAAAAAGUGAUACACAAAGAGACUCAGUAUUGACCAAGUGACUUUGUGUGGGGGUUGUGGGAAGGGAAAUAAGAGAUCGGUACAUUUGAUGCUUUGCUAAACAGGAAAGGAGGAAAUUAAAUACAAAUUAUUUAUAUGCAUUAAUUUAAGAGCAUCUACUUAGAAGAAACCAAAUAGUCAAUCGCCCUCAUAUCAUAGUGUUUUUUAACAAAAUAUUUUUUUAAGGGAAAGAAAAGUUCCAGGAGGGAUGAAGCUUACAUCGAGUGCUUUCUAGGCAGGGUUUUACAUACAGUUUCAGUUACAGAGCAUUUUAAAACUGUCCUGUUUGGCUGUUAUGAAGGCUUAGGCUAUGCAUAUUUUUUUCAAUAAAGGCCAAGAUCAUUCUUAGAUUCAUGAGUGGUUUCAGGGUAGUGCUGCAGUCAGCUGCUGACCAGGGACUCGUACCCUGGUUAGCCAGGCCCUUCACACGAGCCUGGGACGCUGUUCUCCUCUUCUCUUGGCUCCAGGUUCAUAGCAUGAACGCAGACCCACAAAGACCAACUCCUUGCCCAACUUCUGUGGUUUGGCACCAGCUGUGGAAUGACAAUAAAUCCCUAACUGAGCCAGAUGCUUAACUGUCUCCCUUACUUUAAUAUGCGAGUAAGCCCAAGAAAGUCAAUGGAAACUUGUAGGAGCUUUGGGUUGGGGAAUUGUCCUGUGGGAUUGGGGCCUGCUGCGAGGCAGGGGUCAGGAGAUGGGAUCAAUGGAGAGAGAGGAGGAACGGGAGAAACUGGAAGUGCAGAAGCAUGUAUCAUGGCAGGUUUGGUUUUGUUUGUUUUUAACAGUGGGAAUGUAAACUCCAUUGUUCAUUACAAAACCCUCAACCCGUUUCUGAAUUGUUAUACUUUGAAGGCAUUUGUAAGCUCCGAGGAGCACUUCUGAGUGUGUGUGUAUUUUUUUUAACUCAUUUUUUAUUAUAGGUUGUUCAGAAAUGAGUCAGGGAGAUCCAAUAUGAUCAAAAUCCAGCAGAAAUGUGUUCAUGCUGCCCUAAUUUGUUCCUACUUUAAGUUCUCCAGUCACUUUAAUUAAUGAUGGCUUAGGCUUGUGAACUUUAAAGCUUCAACCCUGCAGAUGGUUCAGUAUGGGCAGACCCACAGACAUACACAUAUCUGACUCUAAUGGGCUAUACAAGAGCAGAUGGUUUCCACCAAAUCAAUCCCUGCAGGGGAUCAAAGCCUUACAGAAGAACUGUCAUUUCCUGGUUGCAGUAUCCCGAGCACGUUAUAAACAUUUUUUUGCGUUUUCUUUCUUUUAAGUCCCUCUUCGCCCCCAUACAAUUGUAACAUAUUAUGUCAAUAAUGCAAUGAAUUGGGUUCUGUGACACACACAUUCCUGUUUUUAUUAUUAUUAAAAUAUCUGCUUAAAUUACUUGUGGGGAAAAAAGAAAAUGAACUAUAGUAAAUAAUUACCAAAUAGCCUUCCCUGGUUAAUGUCAGAAGAAUGAUUAAAGAAGAAAAUUACAGUAUAUACAGAUUGUAUAAAGAAUAUUCCUUUGCAGCAAAUUAACUCUUAAAUUGAUUAGAUGUGCCCCAAACUUUCCAGGUCACACGUCUCAAGACUUCUCAAAAUAGCACAAUUGAUCACACAGUGCUGUUGUAUGUUGAGUCAGAAUAAAGCAAUAUUUUAACCUCUGUCAAGUAAAUUUGAAAAAGAAAUGCUGAAAGUGUAUGUCAUUCAUUUUGUCCCCAGUUAAGGCAUUAAAAAAAAAAAAAAAACUAUUCACAAGUCUUACUUAGCAAGUCUUAUUUGGGAGGUUUUGUUCAUUUUUUUUUUUUUAAACAAAGUUGAUGAAAUUGUCUUGUUUACAGAACUUUCUAUAGCUGUAAUCUUUGCUGUGUGUUUUCAAUAAAAAUAUAUUUGAGGGCAAACUGUGCUUUAUGCCUUGGGAUGGAGCAUGCCUUGUUCUGACUCCCUUCUUCAAAGCUCUGUGCACUGGGCCUAGAUUUUAAGGUGAGAUCACCCUGCGGAGUGCUCCCUCAUGACAUUUUUCUACAAUGUAUUGUGGCUGGGCACAGUCCUACUGUCCAUGGGCUGAGCUGAGCGUGGCUGGUGUUGACAUCAAGCCCACAGCAAAUAAACCCUCUGAAAAGCAAGAUAUAUUAGGUGGAACUCAGCUUCACAUCUGUGCAAUUGCCUGACUUUUGUAUCGGUGCUGUUUACAUCCUGCCGGCUCAGGACAUGAGCAAAGUGAGCUCACAUCUGCCUGUGCUAAGCCUUGUGGACACACCUGUAAUGCAGAGAACUGCUACUAUAAAAAGCUCUGAUGCUGUAAUUUGUGAAGUGUGUUCACAAUUAAUUAAUUCUUCACCAUUAACUGUAUUGAAAGAUGGUCUCUCUGCAAUAAAGUGCAGGAUGCUGGCCUAAACACGUUUCACAUUGAAAUCUAUUCAGUCCAGAUGCAAGGCCCACUUGCCCCCAAAUCCUACCAAACUGCAAAUUCACCUUUGGAAAUGUAUUGGAAACACACGGCAAGAUUUCUGUUGAAGAAAGAACUAUACCAUAAGUGAUGCCUUUUAUUAAGAGAAUGUGUUCACUUAGCACCCUCAAAAGACCCAGAAACGGUUGAAGAGCAAUGUAUUUCAGAGAAUGAAGUGUUUGAUUGAGUCAUAGGUGAAGAUCUGAAACGGUGAGGAAUCUUCAGUUUAUGUUAGAGAUGCGAUCUUGUAUUCAGCAAAGGAUGUGUGACUGUUACAUGUUAACUGUUCUAUUCAGUUUUCGGCAUGUUUGAAUAGAGAGAUGCUAAUACUAACCACA